AACGGUAUGAUGACGUUGGCACAAAAUGUACUGUACUUUGGACUAUAAAACAUGUUUGGUGACCAGGAUGUUGCGUUUGGUGCUAGAUCAAUACAUUUCAGUACAGUAGGUUCAUCAUAUGACUUAAAUCCACACAAGUGCAAUAUAUUUGGAUUCAUCAAUUUUCAAAUGUCAAAGACCGUGGUAGAAGACAAUGAUUCCAGCACAAUGAAGAUAUUGGAUAUUGAUGACGACACACAUAGCAUGACCAGAACAAGAGAUGGCGUUAAAUAUUCAGUACAUUUUCAGUGGUGGAAGAGACCAUACAAAGUUGCUGCAUUGUGUCUGGGGCUGCUGUGUGUUCUCCUACUGGCUGGGAUCAUAGGCCUGGGUGUACACUUCACUGGUCAGCAUUAUUCUCCAGAGAGAGACCAGCUACAGACCAGUUUUAGUACUCUGACUAAAGAGAGAGACCAGCUACAGACCAGUUAUAGCACCCUGACUAAAGAGAGAGACCAGCUACAGACCAAUUAUAGCACCCUGACUAAAGAGAGAGACCCGCUACAGACCAGUUUUAGUACUCUGACUAAAGAGAGAGACCAGCUACAGACCAGUUAUAGCACCCUGACUAAAGAGAGAGACCAGCUACAGACCAAUUAUAGCACCCUGACUAAAGAUAGAGACCAGCUACAGAGGGAGACAAUCAGACUGAACAAGAAGCUCAAAGGGAGACCUUGUCACGAAGGAUGGAUAAAGUUCGAAACCAGCUGUUACUUCUUCUCAACUGUGAAUAAAACCUGGGAGGAGAGCAGAAUGGACUGUAUAAGGAGAGAAGCACAUCUUGUGAUCAUAAACAACAGAGAGGAACAGGUAUUUAUCAAUGGGUUAAACGGAGCAAAUAAACAAAUUUGGAUUGGUCUGACUGACACAUUUGCUGAGGGAACCUGGAAAUGGGUGGACGGCACACCACUGACUACCACGUAUUGGGGGGAUGGACAGCCUAAUAGCUGGAAAGAAACAGAGCAGGACUGUGGGGAGUUUGUACACCGUUCAACAGACCCAGGGGAUUGGAAUGACGAUGGGUGUUCCGUUGAACAAUACUGUGUCUGUGAGAAAUAGGAUUAUCAUAGAUACUCUCUCUGCACUGUCAUUCAUUUAAAGGACCUCUCUAUGUCCUAUGUUACUCCUUUUAGUCUUAUGUCUGAAGACAGAUGUUAUUUGGUGGAAUGGUACUAGAUGUGGGAGAAUGCCACACGCUGACAAACACACACACAUGUACAGUGCCAGUCAAAAGUUUGGACACACCAACUCAUUCAAGGCUUUUUCUUUAUUUUUACUAUUUUCUACAUUGUAGAGUAAUCGUGAAGACAUCAAAAAGAUCAAAUAACACAUAUGGAAUCAUAUAGUAACCAAAUAAGUGCUAAACAAAUCUAAAUAUAUUUUAUCUUUGAGAUUCUUCAAAGUAGCCACCGUUUGCCUUGAUGGCAGCUUUGUACACUCUUGGCAUUCUCUCAACCAGCUUCAUGAGGAAUGCUUUUCUGACAGUCUUGAAGGAGUUCCCACAUAUGCUGAGCACUUGUUGCCUGCUUUUCUUUCACUCCGCGGUCCAACUCAUCCCAAACCAUCUCAACUGGGUUGAGGUCGGGUGAUUGUGGAGGCCAGGUCAUCUGAUGUAGGACUCCAUCACUCUCCUUCGUAAAAUAUCCCUUACAUGGCCUGGAGGUGUGUUGGGUCAUUGUCCUGUUGAAAAACAAAUGAUAGUCCCAUUAAGCACAAACCAGAUGGGAUGGUGUAUCGCUGCAGAAUGCUGUGGAAGCCAUGCUGGUUAAGUGUGCCUUGAAUUCUAAAUAGAUCACUGAUAGUGUAACCAGCAAAUCACCACCACACCAUCACACCUCCUCCCCCAUGCUUCACAGUGGGAAUCACACAUGCACAGAUGGUCACGCCCUGACCGUAGAUAGUCUUUUUAUGUCUCUAUUUGGUUUGGUCAGGGUGUGAUUUGGGGUGGGCAUUCUAUGUUUUUGUUUUCUAUGAUUUUGUAUUUCUAUAAUUUGGCCGGGUAUGGUUCUCAAUCAGGGACAGCUGUCUAUUGUUGUCUCUGAUUGGGAACCAUACUUAGGUAGCCCUUUCCCUCCUUUCAGUGUGGGAAGUUAACUUUGUUUGUGGCACAUAGCCCUUAAGCUUGUUUUGUAUUGUUUAUUGUUUUUGUCGGCGUCAUCCUAAAUGAAAGGAAUAUGUACGCUCACCAUACUGCGCUUUGGUCCGCUUCUUUCGACGGCCUAGACAGAACUUCCCACCACAAAAGGACCAAGCAGCAUGGUAAGGGGGACUCAUGGACUUGGGAGGAAAUCCUGGAUGGUAAAGGACCCUGGAGGCAGGCUGGGGAAUAUCGCCAUCCCAGGGAGGAGCUGGAGGCAGCAAAGGAGGAACGGCAUCGUUACGAGGGAACAUGGCUAGCAAGGAAGCCCGAGAGGCAGAAAUUCGACAAAUUAACUUUUAACAUAGCACAACCGUUAAUUGAAAUGCAUUCCAGGUGACUACCUAAUGAAGCUGGUUGAGAGAAUACCAAGAGUGUGCAAAGCUGUUAUCAAGGCAAAGGGUGGCUACUUUGAAGAAUCUCAAAUAUAAAAUAUAUUUAGAUUUGUUUAACACUUUUUUGGUUACUACAUGAUUCCAUAUGUGUUAUUUCAUAGUUUUGAUGUCUUCACAAUUACUCUACAAUGUAGAAAAUAGUACAAUUCAAGAAAAACCCUUGAAUGAGUUGGUGUGUCCAAAUGUUUGACUUGUACUAUACACACACAAAUUGUGUACACAUUUCACACAAUGUACAUCAUUCAAUAGCCACUGUCAAUAUGUAGUAUCACUGGAAAAUUUUAGUCAUAGAUUAAAGUGACUGUAUAAAAUUAUGUUUCAUGUUCUUACAGUAUGUUUGCUGCUUUUGCUUACAUUGUGCUGUACACUAGCAAGGCGUAAUUUCUGCUUAGUCAAUAAAUCAUUGAACCUCGAUGACAUUAA
Oncorhynchus nerka (sockeye salmon) is the source of this 2994-nucleotide messenger RNA. RefSeq names its product C-type lectin domain family 4 member M-like. Lineage: Eukaryota; Metazoa; Chordata; Actinopteri; Salmoniformes; Salmonidae. The record is from RefSeq and is a predicted model, not a curated record. The transcript has 7 exons. Bases 52 to 1098 code for a protein of 348 amino acids.